AUGGCUGCUGGCUGGAGUAACUUCCAUGUGGGAAGGGACUGUGGCCAUGUCAAAUGGUCUCGCAACAAUAAGCCUAAAUUAACCGUCACUUCCGGCCAGACCGUCACCUUCGAUGCCAUUGAUAGUAGCAACGGUCAGCUCACCUCGUCAUCUGAUGCGUCCGCUAUCGGAAAUCUAGAUCUCGGCAUCGCCAACCCCGUCUUCGGUCCGAUCUAUGUCGAAGACGCUCAGCCCGGCGAUGUCCUCAAAGUGGAGGUCUUGAACCUCGAGGUCUCCGACUGGGGAUGGUCUGCCAUCAUCCCAGGCUUCGGUCUCCUGGCCGAGGACUACCCCGAGCCCGAGAUCAAGAUCUGGUCUUUAGACCGAGAGAAGGGCUACGCGCGGUUCAAGAACGUGCAGAUUCCUCUCCGUCCGUUCUUAGGCUGCAUGGGUCUCGCUCCCGGUGACGAUUCGGAACUAUCGACGGUUCCCCCAACCCACCAUGGCGGCAACAUGGACUGCCGCGAACUCGGUGUCGGCUCGAUCGUCUACCUCCCUGUUCAGACCGCUGGGGCCCUUUUCAGCUGUGGCGACGGCCAUGCUGCUCAGGGUCACGGCGAAGUCUGUGGUACUGCCAUCGAGACCCCCAUCCGUGCAAGUCUGCGCUUCGAGCUGUGCAAGAACCAGCCUUGGCUUACCGCCCCCCAGUACCAGACCCCACCUCUCGCUCAAAUACAGAAUCAGAUCCCAGAUCUCGGGUCGUACGGCACGCUGGGCAUUGCGCCCGAUCUAUUCGAUGCCGCGAAGAAUGCCACCCGCAGUUUCAUCCAAUGGCUUGUUGCAACCAAGGGACUCACGCGCAGUGAGGCCUAUAUGCUGGCCAGUGUUGCUGGGGACCUUAAGAUUGCCGAAAUCGUCAACGUCCCCAACUACGAGGUCUCGAUGAGUAUUCCUUUGGGUGUUUUCCAUUAA
Messenger RNA from Penicillium chermesinum, 951 nucleotides. RefSeq names its product acetamidase/formamidase family protein. Gene Ontology annotation, molecular function: hydrolase activity, acting on carbon-nitrogen (but not peptide) bonds, in linear amides. The transcript has a single exon. Bases 1 to 951 code for a protein of 316 amino acids. The record is from RefSeq and is a predicted model, not a curated record. Lineage: Eukaryota; Fungi; Ascomycota; Eurotiomycetes; Eurotiales; Aspergillaceae.